Molecule: messenger RNA, 939 nt
Organism: Eucalyptus grandis
Lineage: Eukaryota; Viridiplantae; Streptophyta; Magnoliopsida; Myrtales; Myrtaceae
Exons: 2
Coding region: 1-939 (312 amino acids)
Molecular function (GO): protein binding
Source: RefSeq, a predicted model, not a curated record
AUGGCGAGUUGGGAAGAACUCCCGCAAGAGAUCCUAGAACUCAUCGUUGGACGGCUGGCUAUAGAAGACUUUUUAGCUUUUCGAGGGGUGUGCACCUCAUGGCGGUCUGCUGCUAUCAGAGACACGUACAACGCGAAGUCAAAAGCCCCGUGGCUCAUGAUUUAUGUGGGCAACGGAGUAGCCGAGUUCUUCAGCAUCUCUAGAGGGAGAACUCACCAAGUGCGGUUGCCAGGAUCUCGACCCCAGGCCGUGAAUCCACCACGAUGGAUACUCGUGUCGAGAUGGGGCUUCGACCAACGCGUGUCGAGGUGGGGCUAUCAGUACUGCAUCUUCAAUCCGCUCUCGCGGGUCGGCAUCGAACUCCCCGCCUUGACGAAGCUUCGCCACAAGGUAUGCCCUUCACAGGUCAGGAGAAGAUGCGUGGACGGGAGUGAGCCCAGCCGCGAACCUGCCUCGGUCCACCUUCCUUCAAUUCAUUACGACGGGCAAUUCGUGGCCUUGGAUUCGCGUAGCCGAAUCAUGACCCUCGACGAGAGGGAGUGCCGAAUGCAAUUGCGACUCUUUCUUGGCCACAAUUUCGCGGGUUAUCCCUAUCUCGUGGAAUGUUCAGGCACAUUGCUGGUGGUUUGGAAGAUAUGGGACCAAGAGGAUGGAACCGUGGAAAGCAUCCGAGUUUUUGUAGUGGAUUUGGAGGAGGGAGGUCAGGAAGAGCUCGAAAGCUUGGGGAACGCGGCUCUCUUCUUGAAUGGCAACUCUGCGAUCUCGGCGGAGUUCAAUUCCGAGAGUUGCCUUCCCGGGAUCAAGCCAAACCGUAUCUAUUUCCAUGACAAAGAUAAGAAGAUGCACUAUUACUCCAUGGAAGAUGAAAAAGUCGAGAUAUGCUCCGAUGCACCUAGCGUUUACUUCCAUAGAGCCAUGUGGAUCCAACCAGAUUUUUGA